CUAACGAUCUCAUCUUUCUUCCGAUGAAUCUAGUCUGCUAUUAACAACGAAGUCGGAAUGAUACUAUAAGGUGGAUCUGCGUAGAGAUAUGUGAAUACCGCGUUUGAUUUGAGAUUUUUCAGUGAUCGCUAGUGUCAAAUACUUUCCCCAAUAAACUAAAACUAUAUUAUCUGCCGGAUCCGUUCCGUCUAGACUAGCCAUCCAACUUACUGCGUCUCGUUUUUUAUCGCAAUUAUGUGGCUGUGGUUAUUUGGUGUUAGCGCUCUUAUACUAAGUCCAAUAAGUACUCAACAAAAUAUUGGGCGCCUCUAUCCUCGAUGUGCCACAAGUGAUCAAAGACCUGGACAAUGCAUUCCUCUCGGUGAUUGCGAGUUCAUGCUUAAUAUAUUAAAAAAUAAUCCGCUGAGUGAUCGUGAGCGAAGUUACCUGCGAGCCAACCGUUGUGGUGGUAGAACCACAGUCAUCUUGAUAUGUUGCCCACUGCAAACAUCCAUUCCAGAUGCACAAGGCCUGUUGCCCCUCCCAUUGCAAUGUGGAAUUAUGAAUAGUGAUCGAAUUUUUGGAGGAACGCAGACGAGAAUCGACGAAUAUCCAUGGAUGGCUUUGCUGGCAUACUCAAAACCUGGGAAUCAAACAGGAUUUCAUUGUGGAGGGACUCUCAUCAACAACCGCUACGUUCUAACGGCUUCUCAUUGUGUGAAUGGAAAAACAAUUCCAAAGGACUGGAAACUAAGCGGGGUCAGAUUAGGCGAAUGGAAUUUGGCUUCCGGCAGCGACUGUGACUUGGACGACUGUAAUGAUUCCCCCUUGGACGUCACCAUUGAGGAAUUUAUCAGUCAUGAGAAUUAUGAUCCCCAAUUGAACGACAAAUAUAAUGACAUUGCACUGUUGAGGCUUUCCCGCAAUAUUACUUUUACAGACUGGGUGAAUCCAAUAUGUUUGCCAUUAGCGGAGUCGUUGCAAAGCCGCAACUUCGAAGGAAUCAGCUUAGAAGUUGCCGGCUGGGGUCGAACUGAAUCAGCUAAGAAAAGUGACGUGAAGUUGAAAGCCUUCGUGAGAGGAGUGAACUCGAAUAAUUGCAAUAACGUUUAUAGCGGCGAAGGAGUAACAGUGAAAAACACACAGAUUUGCGCAGGCGGUGAAAAAGGGGUGGACUCCUGUACAGGCGAUUCUGGUGGACCGUUAAUGGGAGUUGAUAUGCUGAACAACAAAACGCCGUAUUACUUUCUUGCUGGAAUUAUAUCGUUUGGACCUACACCGUGCGCACAACUAGGAUGGCCUGGAAUUUACACACGAGUUGACAGAUACAUUGAUUGGAUUAAGAGGAAUAUUCGGCCAUAGUUGCAGAUUCUGGGAUAAGGUGAUGUUGUUUCUGAAAUACUUUGUCAACGCUGAGUAUUAAAACGUAUUUUUAAAAAAUA
This is a messenger RNA of Hermetia illucens (black soldier fly), 1421 nucleotides long. RefSeq names its product serine protease easter-like. The record is from RefSeq and is a predicted model, not a curated record. The transcript is spliced from 4 exons. NCBI's taxonomy places the organism in Eukaryota, Metazoa, Arthropoda, Insecta, Diptera, Stratiomyidae. Gene Ontology annotation, molecular function: serine-type endopeptidase activity. Bases 235 to 1341 code for a protein of 368 amino acids. Gene Ontology annotation, biological process: proteolysis.